ACUAUCUAGUUGCUAAUAUUUGACUGUGAAUUUGCCUCUGAAAACAUGGAGAUAAUGCACUCUGGGCCCCCAUUAAACCCUGAAGCAUACCACACUUUUCAUACACAUACACAAAUUUGUACAUUUUAUUUUAGUUAUAACCAUGCUAUGCGCCUAGGCGAUCAUAAUAAUAUUUCUUUCUUCUUCUUUAUGUGCUUUUCUUCUUUUUCUUUUUUUAAUUAGCUGUUGCGCUGGGAUCAAGAAAAGCUCAAAAAGAAGAAUUCCACCGACGACACAAGACUAUCAAUAUCAAAGGUCCCAAUAUAUUCCAUUACCUCCCUUUUUAUUAACUAGAACCAAACAAUUUAAUUCCGCCAAGAAAAUCAGUUAAUAGAAAUGGGAAAUUGCUUGUUAGGAGGAGUUGGAGAUGGAAAUGAAGAUAUGGUGAAAGUGGUAACAUCCACUGGUGGAAUCAUGGAGUUCGUUGCUCCCAUUUCAGUGGAGUUCAUCACUGAAGAAUUUCCGGGACACGGUAUUUUUAAAAGCCAUGAUCUUUUUUGGAAACCACUGCCAUCACAGGAAUUGCUAGUAGCAGGACAGUCAUAUUAUCUACUGCCGCUCAACCAAGAACAAAGUAGCAAUAUUAUUAGUACUGAUAAGGAUAUUGAUUAUAAUGUUAUGACCAAGAUAGAAAUAGGACAUGUAAGAUCAAACAGCGUGCCACUUCCUCCACAAGUCCAAAAUCUAGUGGUUGCGCCUUAUAGAAUGUCAUUCGAUAGCCAAGGAUUACUAAAAAGGUCUUACACUGAAGCACUGUAUCGAUACAACAACAGCAAUAGCAAUAGCCGAAGUCAGAGGCAGAGCAAGAAGAAGAAGAACGGCGGCUUUUGGAAAGUGAAAUUGGUCAUAAGUCCAGAACAACUAUUGGAGAUUUUGUCACAGGAGACAGCCACACAAGAGUUGAUUGAGAGUGUGAGAACUGUGGCCAAAUGCGGCAAAAGUGGAACCAACUCCUCCUCCUCCUCAGUCAACUCCGUUGGAUUUUCCGAUUCGUGGAGUCUUUCGAGUAGUAGAAACGCUUCCUCCUACAAAGAUGCCUUAUUUUCUUUAGAUUAGAGCCUAGAGCACUGCUUUUUUUUUUUUUUUUUUUUUUUUGUGGUGGUUCAUCUUUCGUACUCGUAUCUGUUUUACUGUGUUCUGUUUCAGUAUCCUCAAUGUGCAUAUAUUAUCAAGUCAUGUUUCAUCAGUGUUUUUUGGUAAUUGUCUAUGAAUUAAGAUAAAAUACAAGAAAAAUGUAGAUGGCAAACUGCAAAUUGCAUGUAUGCAAGCUAGACCAGAUUCACUUUUCAUAUUCAUCUUGUAAUUUCUGGGAAGUAAAAGAAGAACCAGUUAAGUGCUAAAGUUAGUAGAGCUAGGUAGAUGAUCAUUAGAUUGUUC
This is a messenger RNA of Lycium ferocissimum, 1416 nucleotides long. RefSeq lists its product as uncharacterized. Bases 376 to 1095 code for a protein of 239 amino acids. NCBI's taxonomy places the organism in Eukaryota, Viridiplantae, Streptophyta, Magnoliopsida, Solanales, Solanaceae. The record is from RefSeq and is a predicted model, not a curated record. The transcript has a single exon.